AUGACGCCAUCUCCAUUCGGACGACUGGGCAAAUUGCCUAUCGAGCUCCGGAUGACAAUAUAUGAAAUCUUGCUUGGGAUGCGACCCGCAUCCAUAAAGCUUCUGUGUUGCUCUCGAGCGAUCUACGAAGAGAUCACCAAGCGUCUUUACGACACAAUGGACAUCCAUCUGUGGCCACAUGUUCAAGAACCGUGGAUAGACAUGUCUUGCAGGCAACUUCGAUUGCGUUGGGGGAUAGACAACCACAACAAGCAUCGAUUUUCGAGGCUCCCCUACCACAAGACCCAUCUCUACAUCCAUAUCUAUGCACCAGAUCGGCAGGACCCCGGGCAGAUUGUUCUGCUAUGGAAGAGGAUCUCCCAUCUGAUGGAACUUCUCGAGGGCGCUGCAAUCCGGUCUCUCACGAUCCACCUGCAGGAGCACAAGGGAUGCGACUGGCAGGAGGAGGGGCGCGCCGUCGAGAGCAUCGAUUACCCUGGCAGCCCGCGGCCCGAUCACAAUAUAGUGUUUCUGCCAUUUUGUACCCUGUCCAAGGUGAGAAGCCUGCAGGUGAUCCCUGCGUCGCCUCGGAUGGACGACGCGAUCGACUGGGGGCUGAUAAACUACGGUCGCGAGUUUAUCCUGCACAGUGGAUACGCAAACUACAACGACGGCCCGCUGAGUGGCGACUCGCAGUAUCGCGAUUUGGCCCGUCUCUUCGACGACAUCACGGCAGUGAUCCUCGAUACCGGUUUCUUUCUGGAUACUCGAUUGGAUCUUCUCCCAGGGCUUACUGCGGGCAGGAUCCGUCUGGCCCGCGCUCGGGAUUGGUUGCCAGACCAGGGCAACCGUCUUAUACUCGAUCCUGUCAAUCGAAAGGUGCUUCGGAGGAUUCGCAGGUGUCCAGAGUCAGUCAGCCGCCACGACCCUGACUUGAUAAAGCUCAUGGUUCGUCACUGGCACCAUUGGAACCUAUAUGUUGAUUCUCGUCACGGCUGGGACCGUUUCUUACGAGCAUACUGGGAUGUGCCACUCUGGGAGCAGUUCUACGCGGAUGGGCUUCCGCCCUUCACCCCAGACAACGUGUACAACUAUUGGAAGGCGGUUCCGACAAAUCCCGACCAUGGGUGGACUAAUCGAGGCUGGUUUGAAGAUUGCGGAGAAUUUGAAUUCUGUCUCUGGAGCUACCUGCACCGGAAUUGGGGUCAAGAAAGCGUCGAGUUCCGCUGGCGCAACUUUGAACGAUACUGGUGCACAGACUGUCGCCACAUGGGAUUUCAGGCCGGUUGCGAUGGGGACUGUGAGCAGUUUCGUCUAUUUGACUGGUUGCCAAAGACUUCGUCUAAAUGGUUCCUGUGA
This is a messenger RNA of Aspergillus homomorphus CBS 101889, 1338 nucleotides long. RefSeq lists its product as uncharacterized. NCBI's taxonomy places the organism in Eukaryota, Fungi, Ascomycota, Eurotiomycetes, Eurotiales, Aspergillaceae. The record is from RefSeq and is a predicted model, not a curated record. Bases 1 to 1338 code for a protein of 445 amino acids. The transcript is spliced from 2 exons.